Molecule: messenger RNA, 5211 nt
Organism: Melampsora larici-populina 98AG31
Lineage: Eukaryota; Fungi; Basidiomycota; Pucciniomycetes; Pucciniales; Melampsoraceae
Exons: 11
Coding region: 1-5211 (1736 amino acids)
Source: RefSeq, a predicted model, not a curated record
AUGAUCCCUUUGGGUACUGUACCGAGAGGAUCCCCAACGGGCCAACAAGCUGUGACUUGUCGUAUGUACUGUUACAGUACAGUGGUCAGCAAGUCACGACCUGCUGACCCGUCCUGUAACAGUACAUACGCGCGCUGCGGCGGUACUCCCAGGCCCGGUGUCCGGGCCGGGGCGAGACCUUACCUCGCUGACACAUUAUUGAUUCGCAACGAAUCAAUACUAUUCGCGUUCAUUCCUUGGAUCCUAUUCAAUAGGAUCAUACAUACCCUUUGGCGUCCAAUCGGUGGCGAUCACACAUUACGAUUCACGAUUCAUUCCUCGGGCCCCAUCCGGAUUCCUUCACGAAUGCAUCCCCAUCACGGUGGCAAAAGGAUUGGCCCGUUGCAGCCUGGGCCUACCUGUAGUGCACAGGCUGCCUCCAACGCGGAUUCGGCAUCAUCUAGCAAGUUGAGCUCAGGAGAGGAGGGUGAGCCGGAGGAAGAGGAAGCUGGCACGCAAGAUGAGCAAUCUCACAAAGAGGAUAAGAAACCAAUUCUCACCAGCACGCAAGCAACCCUGUUAAACGGAACGACAUACCAUCUUGACCUCGAAUCGUUCGAAAAGACGCUGGUUCACCAACGAGAUUGGAUUGCUGCGUCGCUGGAGAAAGAGAAGAUGACCAACAACAUCUUUGAGUCCCUGAGGGUCACUGGUUAUCGCAUCGAAGGGGUCCUUGAGAGUAUUCGGAAUGGCACCUAUCGCAACCAGAAGAACUCGUUGGUUCAAGUUCUAGGGAUCCCGAUGGAAGAUGAUCCUCCCACAAGUACCCCAGCUCCACCUCUCCCACCACCCGUCUCGCAACCACUCUUCCAUCCCGAACCGGAAGACGAAGACAAUGACGAAGAGGAAGACACCACGGCAGAAGCCGACUUCCGUGCCGAGCCUCCUGGAGCGGAUGAUGAUUACGAGCCGCCUCGCAAACAAAGAGCGUCUCAGCGCCUCGCCACGGUUACCUCGCAAGCUUCUCAGACCCCUAUCCCUUCAACCGUGCACACCCGGAGCCCUCAGAAGAAAUCGAAGCCUCCACCUGCGAAGGGAGGUUCGAGUGUGGGCGGCAAGUUUCCCAAACCGAAUCCCGGUGAUGGCAUGCCAUCUCAAACGCCCUCUCAAACCCGAGUCAAUCCCACACGCAUGGCCAAACAGACGUCACGACCUCCGCCUUCUAAGCCUAGCCCACCGCCGGCUCGUCUUCCAUCACCUCCGCCUCCCCCAGCAAAUCCUGAAUUGCAUCGAGCAGAUGCUGGAUUUCGGCGAAUCAGCAAUGAAAUUCUUGACUAUGCGCAGCGAGCGUCCUGGUAUCCACCAAUGCGCACUAGCCCGUCCGACCCCUUCUACGUAUUAUUCUCAACGCCUUUCAAAAUCCCACCUGAACGCAACCCCCACCUUUCUCUCUCUCAUUAUGUCAAACAACAUUGGGACAAGACCCUACAUUACACUCAGCUCCUACAGAAUUUGCGCAGUGGUUUUGAUGCGUAUCACUUGAUGUUUUCGUGGCUCCGUGCCGUGAGGAGCCUACCGGGCUGGGCCCCGCUGGAUACCCUGGACUUGUACGAUAGGUUGAACCCCUUGCUGACGGCCUUGAAGAAGGGGGAACGACUUCUUGGCCAGACUAAGCCCCCCUCCGGCAUUUCAAUUUGCAAAAGCUAUACCGGCUCAGCCAUGCAUUCCCCCCAACUCUCACUUGUUUUGCCUUCCGCAACCUCUCACGCUGAUGUUUCGGCCGACCCAUCACCAGCUGGCCAUCACGGUGUCGAACCCUCGCCGGGGGACCAGCAUUUCCAACCACCAGAGAAUCCACCAAUCGAUGGUCCCUCUUUAGAUGAUGCUCCUACAGACGGUUCUCCCAUCAAACUCCCGCUAGAACUUCCGGAUAUGAUUGACAAGGAAAUAACCGCAAUCGAGGCCCUGUUACGCCAGCCAACCCACAUUCCCGUAGGCAUUGCCACGGAUGAUUUCGCUGUAUUCUUAGAUCACCCGCUUUGGCUUCCAACACCUGAUGAUGAUGAAGAAGAUGGAACCUGGGGUCUCUUUGUCAAGACAAUGGAUCGUCAUCUAGGGAAAGAUGUCAUCCUGAAAAAUUUUCGACGAGGUGCUCAUGGCUUUGAAGGGUUGUUCCGGCGAUGGGUGACCACCUCCCGAGCGGUCAAUCACUGGCCGAUUCCCAGUGGAGACCUUUACCUCCAGUCAAAAUUCGACUCAAUGACCCACUUCAUUGAGUCGCAGCGAAUUCUCCCGCCACCACCUGACGCUGCGGACCCCCCCACCGGCCAACCGAUUUCCUUACCAUCCCAGCUUCAUUCAACUCAAGGGUCCGACGAUGUUGGACCCACUCCAUCUUCCGCCGUGGUUCCUGGGUCAGGUCCACCCCCGGAACCAACCUUGACCACAAUUGGUCAACCCUGUCAAACGGACCCCACCCCUCCUCCCUCGCCUCGUAUCACAAAUGGCUCCACGGAUGCUGUCCAAGCCACAGCAUCCGCUGCAGCCAUUUGUGAUACCGGAUUGUCACGGAACCCGAUUUCAAAGCAGGCUGAUCAACCUCCUUCAGCGGACCCCGCGCCUUCUCUCUCCUCCUCGCGAAGACCUUCUCUUGAACCGAUACGCGAACCCGAUGCUCAUACCAUCGCGGGCUCUGCCAACACACCUGGCGAGCCAACCCCCCCUACGUUGGAUGUAUUGAUCACGGAGAAAACCAAAACACCACCACCUUCCCCUCCCAAAAACCCAGCCCCACUCCCGAUCAACCCACCACGCGGCAUCCCUGCCAGGGGUCUUGCUGUUCCUGUCAACGCCGACGUUCGAACCGUGGUGGCCAAGGCCAGCAUCUGGGCUGUCAGCGACCCAACAAUCUUCGAGGUGACAAAGAAGACUGUUAGAUCGAAGACAAUCAAUAAGGUAGACGUGCCCGACAUUUAUCGCGCGGCCCUCAACCUUCUGUGGUUGAGAUCUCAAGGCACCAAUCCAGCGGUGUUGGAUGUUGAGCCCUCACCCCCACCAGCCUUCAAAAUCCUUCCCAAAAGUAAACUCCGUGUCCACACGUGGCUGAAUAAACCUCCGACUCACACGCAGUUUGUCCGAGAGAUUCUUGCGGUAUUCUCACACAGCUCGACCACCAAGAUUGAUCAGGGUGUUAAAUAUGUCUUGGCCGCCGUUGCAUACUGCAAUAUGGAAAAUGUCGAAAUAUCACCUCCCGCACCCUCUACUCUCGCUACGUGUGCUAAUGUCAAGAUAGAGAAUGGCCUGAGGGCUGCUCAUCACUACCAUCAGCUUCAACUUCGCACGAGCAACUCAGUGGUGCGUGAGUGUGUGAUGGCCAUAUGGGAUUUGGUCAAUAAGAUUUAUGGCAUGCUAGAGGCUAUUGCUACCCUUCGAGCCCUAUUCCGCCACACCGAAUUCAUCUUCCAACAACCUGAACAGCAGCAUGACAAGCUUGAACAGGAUUAUGCCAGCCUUGCCAAAUCAGUUGGUGUGGGUCAGGUUCCACCGGUACAAUUUGGACUUCUCGUAGCCUUCCUCACAUCAGGCGUGAAGGGCCUCUUAAUUUUUCCCCGCGACCCUACCAGAUUUGGGCUUUGCAAACUUGCCCCCUUCUUAGUUCUAGUGAGCCAGUUGCAAGCCAAACGACCAAUCGAAGAACCAUUCUGGAAACACACCCAACAUUUUCUGCUCGAGAUCAUACGUGAGGCCCUUUUUCCACUAGGUUUUCGUACUGCAAAUGCCACACUGGAUGACCCUUCAAGUCAGGACGAAUGGCAUCCCAAAGAGUGCUCAAAGCUUGACCUUGCUUGUGCUAUCCAAAGAGAUUUGGCUGCCUUUUUGUUACUGCAAAAAUGUCCUGCCAGCAAAGGUGUUACCCAUUUCAUCAAAUACAAAUAUUCUUUGCCUAACUUGAAUCCCACCUCCACCAUAUCAUUUGUGCUACCACCAUAUCCACACAACCCCCCCAUCCCAUCAUAUAGUUACCACAAUAUGCCUACACCCCUAGGAUCCAAUGCUACUGCCCUUGGACCUCAACAUAUCCUGUGCUCAUGUCUGCAGCUGGGAUGUUCUCAAAAGAGGAUUGAGUACAUGGGCAAAGUCUAUCAAGGCAGAUUGUUCAGUCAAACCAGAUAUCCCAAGCACCUUGCAGAAAUCAAUAGCUUAUUGGAAUCCACCACACCUCUGCCUGCCAACCGUCCAGCCCCCCAAAGGGAACCACCUGGUUUUGCUCAGUACUCCAAUUUUCCAGGUCCGGCUCCAGUUGUCCAGGUUGCGUCAACCAGUCGUGCAGUAUUGCAGCCUGCGCUUCCACCAAUUGGAGCUGCCACACCUAUGCGCAGCAACAAACGGGCCAGAGAUACUGAAGAUGACGAAAGCAUGUCAGGCCCUCGCCAGCCAAAAGCUCCCCGACAAGAUCAUGGCCACACGCAAAUCACAACUUCCACCCCACGUCGAUUCUUGCAGGAUCCGCUAUGCAUGCGUGAAAUGUUCAAAGUUGCCAAAGAGCACCUGUUCCAUAACGUCGGGGUCAAAGCUUGUAACAAAAGCCUUGCCAAAGCUAGAGAGAGUGUCAAGGAACAAAAGCUCACACAAGAUCCAACAACCAGCAACAAAGUUUGGAAAGAAAUUCCUCUAGGCCUUCCAACCCUUCUGAAGACACUCAAACUGGAACCAUCUGUACAAUCAAAAACAUGUUGCCCAUUCUGCUGUGCUUUAUCUUCCAUUCAAGAACCUUUACCCCUCAAUGCAUCACCAGUUCCACUCUGUGAUGUCCCACGAUUUACUACAAAAGCGUCAACAACUCUACCCCGCAAACCUUGUCAAUCUCCUCUCUACGAGAAACCAUCAGGAACUGUUCAGAAACCCAUGCGCCUCUUCUUUUAUCAGUCGCUACGUUCUUGGCUUGGAAAGAUGCUUCAGUAUCACUACUUUGAAGAAGGCAUUGAUGCACACCUCAAUCGUCAGCAACCUGCCAAUGAUAGAAUGGAUGAUAUAUGGGAUGGUACAUUGUGGAAAACCUUCCAGAAAGACAGCAACGAAGACUUCAGUUGGUGUCAUGCUCCUCACAUGUUUCAACCUACCUCCAACAAUACGAUACAAAAAAGAGAACAUCUGCAUUUAUGGUAUCAUGCCAGGUCCAUCGGAACCAUCACUGUCGGAAAUGAAUCAUUUUCUCAAACCACUAGUCACUGA